CCCCACAACCCAACUCACACCAAUGUCGUCCUGGUUCCAAUCCCCGGCCCCGGCACCGGUCACCCACCAACCCCGAACCCGACCGCGAACCCGAACCCGUGUUUACGAGACCGUCACGAGCCGCGUGGCCCAGUGCGUGUGCUCCUUCCUCCUCACCCUCCUGCUCAUCGCCGGCGUCAUCGUCUUCGUCCUCUGGCUCAGCCUCCGCCCCCACCGCCCCCGCUUCCACCUCGACGCCUUCUCCGUCCCCGGCCUGGCCCAGCCGGGCGCUCCCCCGGCCUUCCAAUUCAACGUCACGGACCGCAACCCCAACCGCAAGAUUGGCAUCUACUACGACGCCAUGUUCGGCUCCGUUUACUACAACAACCGGCUGGUCGGGUCCGGCCCGGUCCUUUUCCCCUUCUACCAGCCGCCGAAGAACACGACGGUGGUUCAGGGGACGCUGAGACCGGCGGCGCCCGAGGGGGACCCGGUCUGGGCCGGGUUCAUGGCCGACGCAGCACACGGUUCAGUCCAGCUCCGGCUCCAGCUCAACUCGACCAUCCGGUUCAAGGUGGAGACGUGGGACACGCACCACCACCACCUCUACGUCGACUGCGACUUCGUCGCCGGGCCCGACGGGAACCUGCUUCCCCUCUACAAGGGGGAGAGCUGCCCCAUAUAUUUCUAAUUUUAAUAAACCGUGUGUGAAGUUUAUUCUUUUUAAAUUUUAAAUUUUUUCGUUACGUUUUUUUUUUUUUUUCUUUAAUAACUGUUUUUGCAUACAAACGAAUUGGUAUAUAUUCCGUUUCUUCUUUUUUUUUUCUUUUCUUUUCUUUUCUU
Molecule: messenger RNA, 822 nt
Organism: Ananas comosus (pineapple)
Lineage: Eukaryota; Viridiplantae; Streptophyta; Magnoliopsida; Poales; Bromeliaceae
Product: NDR1/HIN1-like protein 13
Exons: 1
Coding region: 23-670 (215 amino acids)
Biological process (GO): defense response to other organism
Source: RefSeq, a predicted model, not a curated record